Moneuplotes crassus is the source of this 1184-nucleotide messenger RNA. The record is from the annotation of a GenBank genome assembly. Lineage: Eukaryota; Ciliophora; Spirotrichea; Euplotida; Euplotidae.
GUUAUAACAGCAUUCUUGCUUGAAGUAUUCAAAUUAUCAGGAUUUAGGCAAUCAUUAGGUUCAAGCUAGCAGUUAGGAGAAAGAGGGACUCCAAUAGUAACAAUUAUUGAGCUCUUAACCUCUUCGGUCUUAUUAUUGAUAUUCGAUUGCUCUUUCUGAGACUCAAUAUCGUUGUUUCCUUUCAUAUCAAGUGGAUAGUUAGUAUGAUAAACCAAUUUAUUUCAGAAAGGCUGUACAGGGUUCUCACUUGGAGGGAUACCUUCCUUAAUCUCUUCCUCUUUUAUCUUGCUUCCUUCCAUUUUCCUUUCUGAUCUAUUUUCUUCUAAGAUGAAUUUAGAGAAUUAUUAUUAAAGUGUGGAAAAUUAAACGUAAACAAACACAAUUUUUACUAAAAACCUUACUAUUUGUGAUAUCUUUCUUCCUACGAUAGAAGUAAGGUCAAUAAAGAGGGUUUUAAAAGUGGUUCAUGCUUAUUGAUAUAAAAUAUGUAGAUUUUUUAAUAUAUUAUGGCAAAUACCUUCCCAAAAAUUACCGGCAUACGAAAAUUAGAAAGAAAUUUGAAAGCUAUAGCUUAUGGUGUAGCAAAAUAGAAGAGUUUAAAAAUAGUGUAGUUCAGAAAAGUAAGUUUUUUACUCUUCUCCCAGCUAUACCAUGAAUUUCAACUGUCAAAAACCUUCUUGAUAUUUAUAUGUCGCUAAUUCCUGAGAAGACAUUGACCAUAAUUAAUAAAUAACUCCACAAUCUCCAAACAUUAAAAAGCAUAAAUCCCUUCCAGCUCUCUAUAACAUAAGCACACUCCUAUAACAGCCAGUAGGAACAAUAAUCAUAGUACUACAUCUGAGAAAGUCUAGCUCCCCGAUGACAUAUAUCACCAUCACAGAACCCUUCCGACCCAUCUCUAUCUCCAUCAUGCACGCUUUCUCUGAGUAAUCUCACCUCCAAACCUUCCUUACCCAUACUCAAGCCCAAGCUGAACCCCCUCCCUCAAAGUUUCCAACUCUCUCAAAGUCCCAAAACCUUCAAAACCCUAAAACCUCUGCUCAUCCCCCAAAACCCCACCACAAGUCUCAAAUUCCCCAGCCCCUAUCCUCCCCUUCCCAGUCACAAGUCUCCCCUCCUGUGCUGGUAGGCACAGGAGGGGGCCAGCAAGGACCAGUCUUUUGAAUAGGAAUUGUACGUACAUU